AUUUUUAUUCGGUCUCUGCAUUUACCGUUACGGUAUGUGACUGAGAAAGGCUUGUACGUUACGGGAAGAGGAGAAGAGACUGUAGACGAGGGAUCGAUUAUAAGACUGGUGUUUUCAGGUGGCACAAAGCCUUUGGAGAUCGACACCGUCCACAAAAUCCAAGUUAUUCCGCUGGAUUAGGAAACGUUUCUGUAACAGUGACCGUUUAUUUGAUCCGAUACGGGAUGUCUGGACAGAGCAUUACAGACAGGAUAACCGCCGCUCAGCACAGUGUCACCGGCUCGGCGAUUUCCAAAACUGUGUGCAAGGCGACCACACAUGAAAUAAUGGGACCAAAAAAGAAACAUUUGGAUUACUUGAUUCAGUGCACAAAUGAGAUGAACGUGAACAUCCCUCAGCUGGCUGACACACUGUUUGAGAGGACCGCCAACACCAGCUGGGUGGUUGUGUUCAAGUCGCUCACCACCACACACCAUCUGAUGGUCUACGGCAAUGAGAGAUUUAUACAGUAUCUGGCUUCAAGGAACACACUAUUCAACCUCAGCAAUUUUUUGGACAAAAGUGGUCUACAAGGCUAUGAUAUGUCAACGUUCAUAAGGAGGUAUAGCCGCUACCUGAAUGAGAAGGCUGUGUCCUACAGACAUGUUGCUUUUGACUUCACUAAAGUGAAAAGAGGGGCUGAUGGAGUGAUGAGAACCGUGAACACAGAGAAACUCCUCAAGACCAUCCCUAUCAUCCAAAAUCAGAUGGAUGUGUUACUUGAUUUCAAUGUCAAUGCCAAUGAACUGACAAAUGGUGUGAUCAACGCAGCCUUCAUGCUUCUGUUCAAAGAUGCUAUCCGACUGUUUGCAGCAUACAAUGAGGGCAUUAUCAACCUCCUGGAGAAAUACUUUGACAUGAAGAAAGUCCAGUGCAAAGAAGGACUUGACAUCUACAAGAAAUUCCUUACACGAAUGACUAGAAUCUCAGAGUUCCUCAAAGUUGCAGAGCAAGUCGGAAUCGAUCGAGGAGACAUCCCCGAUCUGUCGCAGGCCCCCAGCAGCCUGCUUGAUGCCCUGGAGCAGCACUUGGCCUCUUUAGAAGGAAAGAAAGUCAAAGACUCAACAGCAGCCAGCAGGGCUAGCACCCUCUCCAAUGCAGUCUCCUCCCUGGCCAACACCGGCAUAUCUUUCACCAAAGUGGACGAGAGGGAAAAACAGGCCGCCCUGGAGGAAGAGCAGACUCUCCUAAAAACACUAAAAGAGCAGCGUCUGAAAGAGCUCCAAAAGAAUCCUACUGCAGCAACCACAGACUCAUCCCCUGACUCCACGAUGGGCGGGACCAUAAACUCAGCUCCUGCCAUUGACCUCUUCUCGGCCCCCAGCUCCACCAACAGCACCUCCAAGGCAGCCAAUGAACUGCUGGACCUGCAGCCAGCUUUCCAGCAGCCACUGACUCUCUCCACCAGCAACACAUGGGGAGCUUGUCUUUCUUUCCCCCCAUUGGAUCACUCAGAACCUUUCACCUCUGCUGCAGAAGCUGUGGAGGAAUCCAUUCCCAACUCAAACCCUUUCCUCACACUACCUGUUGUCGAUGCUGUCCACCUGUCCACAGCGUCCUCGGACGCUGGCAACCUGUCCUCUAGGAUUCCUAGCCAUGAAGUGUUUGACUCCUUCUGUGGGCCAAGCCCUUACAACACCACUCCACUCUUCCAAUCUGAGUCCCCAGCUGUUGCUGGUCUAUUCAGAGGGUUUACAGCCUCCCCAACACUCCAGCAGCCACAGAACCCUCGAGGCCUUAAUGUCGACUUUGAGUCAGUAUUUGGCAACAACACCAAUGCUAACAACCUGGAUUCUACAGAUGUUUUAGGUGAUAUCCUCAAACCCACAGUGGCAUCCUCACCCAAUCAGGGCACGACCCUGAACGGCCAACAGGCCCACAAACUGGUAUCCAGCGACCUGGACUCAUCGCUGGCCAAUCUCGUCGGCAAUCUGGGAAUUGGCAACGGCACGUCAAAGAAUGAUCUUCACUGGAGUCAGCCUGGUGAGAGGAAGCUGACUGGUGGAAACAACUGGCAACCCAAGAUGGCUCCUAAUACCACCUGGAACCCUGCAGCCAUGGCACCAUCUGUCAUGGCAUUCCCUGCAACCACACCGACAGGCAUGAUGGCAUAUGCAAUGCCUCCCCACAUGGGCUCCAUGAUGAUGACGCAGCCCGCUAUGAUGUACACCCAGCCUGUGAUGAGGCCAGCCAACCCCUUUGGCCCCAAUCCAGGUGCACAGAUGCAGUUUAUGUAACCUGAAAGGUGAAGGGGGGGUCUUUCCCAUCUGAAGAUGAUUCACGACAGUCAACUAUCCAAGCAAACCUGCAGUUUGCUUCUAAUGAACUUGCUCUCAGAAUAAAAGGCCCAAAUAAGACUUGUUGAAUAAAAUCACAGUGACUGGGAGCAACUCCGACCAUCUCAGAGAGGCAUCACAGCGGACAUUGUGCCCAUCUAGUCAUGUCGAAGUCACAGAAGGAGAAGAAGAGUGCGUGCUGCCAUUCAAAACCAUGUGGACAGGAAUCCGCCCCUACUUUAUAGAAACACAACAACCGAGAGGAGAGCGCUAUCUGACAUCACGGUUUAUGUACCUGGGGAAAUAACAGUCAGGUUGUCAGACAUACACACUGUUUGAGUUGUCUUUUUUUGUUCCUCUUUCUCCAGGUGCUGGGAGAGUCACUUCUUUUAUCAAGCAUCCCCAAAUUAGGAAAACAAUUGCAAACUCCUCUUUAUACCACACUUUUGUAUGUAUUGUUUGUAGUAGACAUUCCUUGUGUAUUGCUUGUAUUUAUUUAUGAUUACCUACAGAGAAGAUGACAAAAAAAGUAAAUGUUAACUAGUCACUGACCUCCCCCUUGUGGAAGGUCUUCAGGUUUAUACAUGGGUAUGAUUGAUUGUAGAAUUGGAUUUUGAGUGAUUGAGAUGAUUUUUGUUUUGUUUUGAAAAGAGGUUAAUAUAAAGUUUAAAGAGAUGACACAUUUUGCUGUUGGGGCACUAAAUACUCUCUGUACUCGCAUGAUGCCUUGUACAGUUAUCUGUGGCUCCAGAGGUCACAAUGAGGAUGUGUAUGAACGUUAUAAUUCAUUAACACCGUCAAAUCGGUGGGGUCGAUUUCUUCAAAUUUGGCAAGGGAACAUUUUUUCACAACAGCAGAAGCACUACAUUUUGUGAUCGAGGCAGCAUAAUCAUUGGAAAGGAAUCUGCGUUUAUGCUUUUGUCGCUUUUGGCAUGCCAUUUAUUCUUACAUUUAACAAUGCUCCUGGCUGCCCUUUUCCAACCUGAAUGUGCAGGGCCCCUUUCAUGCUCAGAUCAUGUUUCCAUAGGCGAGCACUGGGGCAUUUAGGACAAUGUGGGGGCAAAGGGAAGCAUCGGGUGUAGGCUCAGGUCAGAAUGGUAACAGAGGGGUAGGUGGGGAUGGGGUGGUGUAGAGAGGUCUAGUUGUUCAGGAGAAUGGAGCACUGUUGAUCGGUGCUUUGUGUAUAUAAAACUUUUCCUGCCAAUCAGUGGUUGAGUGCAGGUAUGAAAGAUGGUUUGAACAUAAAAGUGGCCCUGGAUCCAUUAACUGAGCACAUUUGCUGCAUUGUCCCUGCAGAUUAUAUUUUUGUUUGUUUGAUUUUUCCAAUAAAGUGCAAGCUUCCACACUU
This is a messenger RNA of Perca flavescens (yellow perch), 3663 nucleotides long. It is a transcript of the gene picalma, whose product is annotated as phosphatidylinositol binding clathrin assembly protein a. The transcript has 22 exons. Gene Ontology annotation, cellular component: clathrin-coated pit; extrinsic component of presynaptic endocytic zone membrane; clathrin-coated vesicle. The record is from RefSeq and is a predicted model, not a curated record. Gene Ontology annotation, molecular function: clathrin heavy chain binding; phosphatidylinositol-4,5-bisphosphate binding; 1-phosphatidylinositol binding. Lineage: Eukaryota; Metazoa; Chordata; Actinopteri; Perciformes; Percidae. The coding region runs from base 225 to 2276 and encodes 683 amino acids. Gene Ontology annotation, biological process: clathrin coat assembly; clathrin-dependent endocytosis; synaptic vesicle budding from presynaptic endocytic zone membrane.